Messenger RNA from Astyanax mexicanus (Mexican tetra), 5501 nucleotides. RefSeq names its product WD40 repeat domain 95 (gene wdr95). The transcript has 29 exons. The coding region runs from base 1752 to 4484 and encodes 910 amino acids. The record is from RefSeq and is a predicted model, not a curated record. NCBI's taxonomy places the organism in Eukaryota, Metazoa, Chordata, Actinopteri, Characiformes, Acestrorhamphidae. Gene Ontology annotation, molecular function: calcium ion binding; protein binding.
ACCAUGUAGCAUCUAGUGGUCACAUGACACAAUAAUAUACUAAAAUGAUUCAAAACAAGGUCACAGGAAUCCCCGUCAAAAGUUUCUACAGUUAGUACAGAUAGAAACAUGGGCCAUGCUCAAAUUCUAAUCAAAGCUAAAAUGUUGUUUUUGGACUGAUUGUGUUCUUCUGAUCCGAAAUGGAAAGGAUAACUCUCACAUUGUGCAAAGUUAAGUUUUUAUACUUUUAGGUCAUACUAAUCCAAAAUAGCUAGAAGAAAUUAAAAAUGCACGCCAAGAAAAUGCCUGGGUCUCCGGAGGAUUGUAUCAUAUAGCAGAUGAACACAGUGAUAUUUGAGAAGUGAAAUGAAGUUUAUAGGAUUUACAGAAAGUGUGCAAUAAUUAUUUAUUUACUAAAUUAAUUACAAAUUUGAUCACCCCAACAAAAAAAAACAAAAAAAAACAAUAUACAUCAAUAUUUAGUAUUAGAUUCUCCUUUUGCAGAAAUACUAGCCUCUAAAAGCUUCCUAUAGCUUCCAAUCAGAGUCUGGCUUAAGCAGGUUGAAGGUAUUUUGGCUCAUUCUUCUUUACAAAACAUCUAAUCAUCUCCAGUUCAGUCAGGUUAGAUGGUUUCUGAGUUUCUGAUCAUGAACAGUCUUUACGCUUUAAAUCACACCACAGAUUAUCAAUAAUAUUCAGGUCUGAGGACUGAGAUGAUCUGAGAUGAUCAUUCCAGAACGUUGUACUUCGUUGUUCCUCUGCAUGAACGCUUUAGUGCUUUAGUAGAUUUUGAGCAGAGUUUAGUGUUUAGUGUUUAGUGUUUAGGGUCAUUGUCUUGUUGAAGUACCCAGCCCUUCCAGCGCUUCAACUUCUUGAACUUUUUCUCCUGAUUCUUCAACAUUGUUCUGAAGAAUCUGCUGAUAUUGACUGGAAUCCAUGAGACCCUCAACUUUAACACGAUUCCCAGUACCUGCACUGGUCCCACAGCCCCACAGCAUGAUGGAACCACCACCAUUAGAUUUCAGUCAGUGUUUGUGUUGAAAUGCUAUGUUCUUUUUUUGUCCUCCAUGCAUAAAUAACCGCCUUUAAAAUAACCCUAAAUAAAUUUUAGCUUCAUCAGUCCACAGACAGCAUCUUAUUCCUCAGACCCGUCUCUGCAGAGCUUUUCUAACUGCGUGAAUGCUUGCUGCAGGUGAAAUUGAAAGGGUACGUUGCUAAGAAACCACGUCCAAUUGGAGGAGCCGUAUUAACAUAAGGAACUUGUCUCCUGCUUCUUUUGUAUCCGUGGUGCCGGGUCGUUCCUACCUGGACCGGCUGCCUUUACAUAACAUCUCAUUUACACGCACAGUGGUCUCCUCCACGUGUUCCAGUUCCCGCUAACUCAGUGUGUCCCCAUGCUUCUGCUUUCUUCCUCUGUUCCCUCGUUCCCUCAUUCCCUCGCUCUCCCGCUCCGCAGCGCUCUGAGUUUAUUAAUUGGCUGGUAAGUGAAGAGUGAAGAUCUAUCUGUGUUUGGUGUGCCGAACGUAGAGAGUGUGUGUUAUACUCCUCUUUUUUUCUGCAGUGCUCUACUCCCACUCACCUUUGACUGGAAAUAACCUGAAAUAAAUAUUGAACAGAGGGUUUCCCUUGAAAAUCUCACAAAGCUGAAACUGGCCUUUGAGGAUUAUGAAAAGGCUGGCACCCGAUCACUCGACCUCCCGCGGUUCAGACAGACCAUUAGGAGGUGUUUGGGUCUGCGUGAUAUCACCGACGCUCAGAUUCGCGAGCUCUUCAUGAAGAUCGAUUACUCCGGACAAGGCAGCGUCGAAUGGGAUGAGUUCUGCACGUAUAUGCAGCUGGAGUACACAGAAAAGGAGGAGCUGGUGGUCCGCAGUAAGCAGGUGGCCUUCGCUUUACCAGCUACUAUGAAGCCUCUGAGUCACGGAGAGCCCAUCCUGAAAAUCCAUCAAAUCUCUGAUGGGAUGAUCGUGACCCUCAAAGAAGACGGAGCGGUCAGCUACUGGAGCUCCACACUUCAGCUGAGGAAGAGCAAAAGCGUGUUUCACGAAAGACCCAUCGGACGAAAGGCAAAGUGGGCCACUGACCUCGUCACCAUGCCGCAGUACAACAAGCUGAUCAUUGGAACAGGGGACAGAGAAAUCCAGCUGUAUGAGCUUUCCUCUCUGGAGCCUCACUGUCAGAUAAACUCUCUGGAAACUGUACCUCUGAAAUUGGAUUACUGUUAUACAGGCCCUGAUGAGUGUGCUGUGGUGUACGGUGAUGCUCAGGGCUGUGUGAGUAUCAUACUAAUGACAUCGGUGGGAGAGACGCUGAGGUUGUGGAAGAAGUUGCCUAAGGUUGAGAAUGUGCCGAGCAUAAGCAUUGACCAUGCAGUCCAGUCUCCGAACAUCACCUACAUUAGAUGGAAAGUCCACGAAGACUGGGUCACAAAGGUGAAAUACUUCCAGAGCAUUCCUGCCGUCGUCUCCACGUCGAACCACGAAGCUUCUGCCCUUGUUAUCGGCUGCAUACUUCCCUCCACCAACAUUGAGCAGCAGAUGAGGGAGAUUAAGGAGGCGUGCCGCGAGGGAAAGGGGAAAAAGGCAGGAUUUGGCGUCAGCAGCCCUCAGCAGAGAGUGGCCUGCGACCAGACUGUCUUCUCCAUUUAUAAAGGGGUCAAAACCUUCGACUUCUGUACCACACGCAACCUGCUGAUCACUGGAGGGAUGGACCGGCUGAUACGCAUGUGGAAUCCUUAUGUUCCUGGGAGUCCUACGGGGAUUCUGAAAGGUCACUCUGCUCUCAUCUUCUACCUCCACAUCGCCACAGAGGACGGCCGGGUUUUCUCCGUGUCCACCGACAACAGCGCCAGGAUUUGGGACAUUCAGGACCAGAGCUGCCUGUUUGCUGCCCAUCCUAAAGCCAGUUUCCUGCGCGGUGAACUGACCGCCUGCCUGUACUCACCAGCAGUGAAGGGUCUCUACAUCUCCACCGAUUCACUCGCUCUGCUCUCACUCAAAACCAAAGCCGAGCCGCAGGGCUCCUACACCACGUCCCACAAGGAGGCGGUGCUGUGCUGCGGGUACAGCGCCGGGUUUCGGCAGGUGGUGAGCUGCAGCGAAGGCUCGGUGAUUAAAGUCUGGGACGUGGACACAGGAAAUGAAAUGUUCGAGUUUGGAGGUGCUCAUGGACUUUCAGCCGUUACCUGCAUGACCUUUGACCCGAAAGGAAGGAGGCUGGUAACAGGAGGGAGAGACGGCUGCUUGAGGAUCUGGAACUUUAAUAACGGGCACUGUCUGAAGACGCUCAGUCGAGAGGACGGAGCUCCUGAGAUCUGUGACUGCUGCUAUCUACAAGUCCAUCGGAACACGUUUGUGAUGUCUGUUGGCUGGGCUCGGAGGAUUGACGUUUACUUAGACUCCGCCGAGGACACGCGCCACGUCCAGAGACCUAAACCAGCAUGGGAGGACGAUCUAAUGAAAGGACACAGAGAGGACGUCCUCUGCGUGGCUCAGUGUCCUCCCUAUCUGCUGGCCACCGGGAGCUACGACGGAGAGAUCAUCAUGUGGAAUCUGGUAUCAGGACGCAUCCAGAGCCGCUUUCUGACUCCGCCUCCUCCGAACGCUGAGGAUCCUCAGACUGUGGACAGGAGUGUGCUGAGUCUGGUCUUCUUAAGGACCCGGGCGAUAGAUGCUGCGUUCUCCUCAGCUGCAUCUCUCCUCUCCUCAGGAGCUCAAGGUCAGGUCCAUUUCUGGAACGUUCAGAACGGAGGGAAAUUCGUUCAGUCUUUUAACGCGUCUCGACUCCAGCAGCAGAUUAGGAAGCUGGCGGUGACUGCAGACGACAGGCUGCUCUUCGCGGGUGACGAUGUCGGCUACGUCUGUGUUUACGACAUCCAGCACUGCGCCCUCGCCCUCCGACAGGAUCCUCCGCCCACCGUGAACUUCUGGCGCGCACAUAUUAGCAGCAUAACCGGGUUGCAUCUGAUCGAGAGCGAACAAGUUCUGCUGACCUCUUCUACAGACUGCACAGUGCGCCUGUGGAGCAUCACCGGGGAGUUUAUAGGUACUUUUGGGCAGCGUGAGAGAUGGAGCCUCCACACUGCAUCAUCCUGGAAGCAUCCUGCUGUUCCCUAUGAAGUUCUUAUAGAUCCUCUGAGCCUGCCCUCCCACUGCAGGCUGGAUGGGAAGAUUCAGACUCUUUCAGAUGUGCUGAGCUCUGAGAGCACUGAGGACACUGAGUCAGAUUCCCCCAACAAGGUCAGAAACCGGCUGCCGAGCUCCAGCGACAGGGAGAUGGAGGAGAUUAACAGCGCUUUUUAUCCUCAACACAGGAAGUGGCGGCGCCAUGAAAUAUUCAAACAUGCUAACAAGAGCCCGGACCACGCCGGCCCCAAGCUCUACCACGCUUUGAAGUGCUACGAUGUUGACGACGUUCCUGCUGCAUGCGAGGAGCUGGAUCUCACCCUCGCUGGGAUCGAUGCUUUUACAGCCAGCUCUGAGCGCGAGGAGCCGGCAGGAAUAUAAAUCAGCUCGGCUCCGUUACGUUACGUACGUUAAAGGAGUCUCUGAGCGACCCUUUAAACCCCAAGGAGAUCAUCAAGAAGCUUCUGCUUUUAGAGCACAUCAUCUACUGGGAAUAUACAGCAAAAAAAAUACGAAUCCACUUAAAAAUGAUGAGUUUCUUUCAUUUUUACCAAAUUGAAAACCUGGAGGAAGAUGGAUGAUCACAAACCAUCAAACCACCAAACUGAACUGCUUGAAUUUUUGCACCAGGAGUAAAGCAGCAUAAAGUUAUCCAAAAGCAGUGUGUAAGACUGGUGGAGGAAGAGAACAUGAUGCUAAGAUGCAUAAAAUUGAAACUGUGAUUAAAAACCAUUUGGGUUAUUCCACCAAAAAUUGAUUUUUGAACUCUUAAAACUUUGCAUUAUUUGAGGUCUGAAAGCUCUCAUCUUUUUUUUUUUUUUGUCAGUCCAGCCAUUUCAAAUUUUCUGGAGAUGGAGAUAAAUAAAUACAGGACAAUCCUGGAAAAAGAAAAGCUGUUGGAGGCUGUAAAAGACUUGAGAUCUUCCGGCAAGACGAUGACCCUAAACAUACAGCCAGAGCUACAGUGGAGCUAUAAUGAUUUAGAUCAGAGAAUAUUCAUGUGUUAGAAUGAUCCAGUUAAAGUCCUAAAGACCUAAAUCCCAUUGAUCUUCUGUGGAGAGACAUGAAAACUGCUGUUCACAGACCAACGCUCUCCAUCCAACCUGACUGAUCUUCAGCUGAUUUAUAAAGAAGAAUGGAGGAAAAAUCUCUCAAAAAGUGUCCAGAUGAUCAAAGCUGAUAGAGAGAAACUCUAAAAGAUCUGCAGCUGUUUGUUUACCACUUUAAAUAUUAUUAAAAUAUAAAUAAGAUUUUCAAAAAACAAAAUGAUAAAAAAAAAAUGCUACUUUUAUUUCAUUUUAUUUUAUUAUUUUUUUGUUUUAUUUUUGCUUGUUUCCAGACAAAACACUCAAAAACAUACAACAUGCUUUCAGUACAAUCAUUUUAUACAAUUGAAAC